AUGUAUAACCAAAGAGUAUCGCAUAAUGGUCAAGUAAUGGAUUCUACAAUUUCACACGACGACGAUUCCGUAGUGAGCAGCAGUGCCCAAAGAUUCCAACACACCCAUCGUUUUCAACAUUUUCCACCUAAUCAGCACAUAGCCACAGACUGUCCGAUAGAUGGAAGACAUUGCCAACUCCCCCAGUGCUUUUGCUCUCGAACUGGAUUGGAUAUUCCCGGUGGGCUCUCUGUCUUAGACACUCCCCAAAUGGUGUUGAUUAGUUUUGAUGGAGCUGUAAACGAUCGAGUCAUAAACCGCCUUAAAGCACUCUUCGACGGAAAAUACCGCAAUCCAAACAGAUGCCGGAUUUCAGGAACCCUAUUUGCUACUCAUGUACUAAACAAUUACGAUCAAACACAGUGGUUACUCAGUCAUGGUGUAGAAAUCGGGUUGAGUUCAAUGAGGUGAGUUCUGCGUGGCAGAAAUUGGUGUGUUUCCGGCGUGGAAUGCACACGAUGAUGGGUGCCCUCUUCAAACUAUAAAUAUAUCUAUUGUUUGAAGAUUUCUGCGAAAUUGAACUUAUUUCUGCACCACAAAAAAAAACAGUUGUCCUAUCUGGAUCUUACUAGGGAAGUAUUUCACGUGUGGCAAAUUUGGAUAAAACUUACAGUGGAAGUACUCCAAGCGCGACGCUCAGAUUUUGAUGAAGCUUGGCACAAAUUUAGAAUUAUUUUUUCUAAGAUAUAUGCGAGAAUCCUAGCUCGCGCUUUGCAGAAACAACUGAGAUUUUUAGAUCGAAAGUCGGCCAAAAUUUAGGACUUUUUGCCGAGCUUUGGCACAAAAAGUUUCAAUGCCUAUUUCUACGUAAAGAAAAAUGUUUCUACAAAAAAUCAAAAUUUUCCGCACGAAACCGCCAAAGUUAUGGCCAAAAAGCGUUUUUCUCUCUGACCGCUCUCCACGUUUAGUGCUCUCUUGGCGACACAAAUCGUUCGAUAUCUCGGUUGCGCCCGAAAAGCGCGAGCUAAAAUUUUCGGAAAUUGAUAUUUAGUCCAUACCCGACGUGUGUUCAAAUUUUAAAGAAAGAGCGUCGCACUAGGAGUACUUCCCCUGUUAGCUAAAAUUAAAAGCUUAAAUUUUCAAAACAUACGAGAAUCCUAUUUCGCUAUUAGCAGAAAUCAUAGUUUUUUCUUAAUGAAUGAGUGAUUAUUGAAGCGUACAAUUUUCUAGCUGAAAGUCUAUUUUUUCUAGCGAAAACAAAAAAGUUGUCCGCAAAAAUCCUUCUCCUCUGUUCGGCUCUUUUCAUUUCACGCGCCCUCUGGAAUACAAAACGUUGAAUAUCUCGGCCGUUGCAGGAAAGGAUGAGCCAAAACUUUCAGGCCUUUGAUACGUGGCUAGUUAGGAACUCGUAUGAAAUAUUUCAAGAAAACCUGAGUGCUCCAACUGGAAGACGUCCCAUUUAUUGAAUCUUUAGAUAUAGUUUUCGGCAUGAUAUCAAAAUUUAAAAAAUUUCCGUCAGCACUGUUGGCACCCUGCAAAUAAUUGUGCAAACUUUUUAGUGGCGACAACAUGGUAGCCGCAAGUGAACGAAGAUGGUACGACGAAUUGAACGCAAUUAAAGCUGCUUUGGAGAAGUUUAGUUAUGCGAACCGUUCUGCAAUGGUCGGCGUUAGAGCACCAAAUAUGGAGUCAUCAGGUUAGAAAAGCUUACUGCUUUUUAUAGGAGGCCAAAAACUUUUUUCUAACCUCGAAUCGCCUUCCUUGCAAUUAGUAGAAGUAGAACCCGACCGCAGAGAAAGUCUAUGACGAACCUCUCCUCAAGCCGUUAGCUUGCAGGCAUUUUUGUCAAUGUGACUUUUUCAUUUUUGGGAUAAAAAUGCGCCGUCGGCUGAAACGGCUUUUCUGUUGAUGGAGUGGGAUUGAUUAAAAAAUUUGUAUGUUUCACUCAUUGCGAGUAAGGAGAUUCGGGUGGCAAGAAGAUUGUACCCAGCAUUAUAAUUGAUUUAUGCCUUACAUAUGGUUUAAAAUCACCCUGCCGACUUUUAAACCCAACAGCUUUAAUUGACUUCUUGGUGUUUUCAGCGGCCGAUCGCUUGAUAAUAUCCAUUACUUGUGUGAGAAAUAUUUCCAGGGAGUUCCCAAAUGCGAACAUUAACACAUCUUGGAUACAAGUACGACAGUUCCAUUAAGGUCAAAGAUGGUCCGUUCUGGCCGCAAACACUGGAUUUCAAACCGCCGUGGGAGUGUGCAUCCCAGACGUCGUGCACACGAGAUGCCCAUGCUGGACUGUGGGAGCUACCAUUGGCUGCGUUCUACCGUAAUGACACUCCGUAUUAUAAACUGGAAGAACUGACUGCAAGCCUUUCGAGCCCGGACGACUUACUCCAAGUGUUAUUAGAGAACCUUAGAAUCCACGAAGAAGCCAGUAGGGCACCAAUGCAUUUGCCGUUAAACGCAAAGUUUCUAAACAUGCUGCCGGACGCUGGGGUGGUAAAUGUAUUACAGAAAUUUAUUACUGAAGUAAGCUUUGGCGUAUAAUAACCGUUUUGCAAAAAUAGAAGUAAACUUGACCCUGUUUAAACAAACUUCAUUAUAGGUCCAAAAGAAGGACUAUGUUUACAUCGUUUCAAUAAGACAGGCAGUUGAGUGGAUUAGCCGACCAACAAGGCUCGCAAAGCUACACAAUUUUAGGCAGUGGAGUUGCCGUAGGACAAGUUCUGGGACCAUCCAACCUUGCGAGGUAAAUAUCCUUAAACACACGAAUUUAAGUUGUCAGCCCAUACAGUACUUUCAAGCGCUUUACGGAAUUUCCUUUCCUUUCCAGAGCCAAGUCUGCAUAAUAUAAUACAAUGCAUAUUCUUAGGUCCGCCCCUACGUCUUCAUUUUAUUUAAGCUCUCUUUCGAAAGUCAACAUUCAAAGCUUUACUUUCAGAACCCAUCAGUAUGCACUUUUAUGCACACUAGGCAAGGAGGCCCCACGCCUCAUUCUUUCAAGGUUUGCGGAAGUUGCCCGAACGUAUAUCCCUGGCUUGAUGACCCUGUUGGAUCAGGAAUCUCACGAAACUAA
Bursaphelenchus xylophilus (pine wood nematode) is the source of this 3046-nucleotide messenger RNA. The record is from the annotation of a GenBank genome assembly. Lineage: Eukaryota; Metazoa; Nematoda; Chromadorea; Rhabditida; Aphelenchoididae.